This is a messenger RNA of Coccinella septempunctata (seven-spotted ladybird), 841 nucleotides long. RefSeq names its product 5-demethoxyubiquinone hydroxylase, mitochondrial (gene Coq7). Bases 95 to 679 code for a protein of 194 amino acids. Gene Ontology annotation, cellular component: nucleus; mitochondrial inner membrane. NCBI's taxonomy places the organism in Eukaryota, Metazoa, Arthropoda, Insecta, Coleoptera, Coccinellidae. The record is from RefSeq and is a predicted model, not a curated record. Gene Ontology annotation, biological process: regulation of gene expression; determination of adult lifespan; ubiquinone biosynthetic process. Gene Ontology annotation, molecular function: 3-demethoxyubiquinol 3-hydroxylase activity. The transcript has a single exon.
UUUGACCUAAUUUUACCGUUGUUUAUUGACAAAUACAACAAUUUACUCGUGUUUCAUAAUCUGUCCUAAUUGCUUUGGAGUUACGAAUUUUAUAAUGAAAACGUUAAAACCUUUGCUUUUCAGAAGUUUACAUAAUUUGAAUAUACGUUCAACUUACUCCACAAAAGCGAAAAUAGAUGAAAUGAUCAGGGUGAACCAUGCCGGAGAAUUGGGGGCAGAUCAGAUUUAUGCAGGACAAAUGUCAAUCCUAGGUGGAACAUCGAAGGGGCCCCUCAUUCAGCAUAUGUGGGAGCAAGAAAAGAAGCAUCGUCAGAAAUUUGAAGAACUUAUACCAAAGUAUAGAACUCGCCCAACUGUUAUGGUACCAAUUUGGAAUGUAGCUGGUUUUAUAUUAGGUGCCAGUACUGCUCUUAUGGGAGAAAAAGCAGCAAUGGCAUGUACUGUUGCUGUUGAAACUGUGAUAGUAGAACAUUAUAACGAUCAGAUUAGAACAUUACUGGACAAUCCAGAAACUAACAAAGAAUUACUUGAAACAAUUAAGCAAUUUAGGGACGAAGAACAAGAACAUCAUGAUACAGGCAUUCAAGAAGGAGCUGAGCAAGCUCCAUUUUAUUCUACACUAACAGAGAUCAUCAAAAUAGGAUGUAAAGGCGCAAUAGCUAUUUCAAAAGUCAUUUAAAACAAAGACGAGUUUGGAAAUUUUUCAUUGUGAUUGCUAAUACUAUUCAACUUGUUAUUUUCAGGAAUUAUCAAAUGUUUUAUGUACAUAUUUGAAACAACCAACCUAUAUUUGGGAGGAUAUCUUUAUGGAAAUAAAUAAUAAUAUAUGAUCAGUUAUAAA